Elaeis guineensis (African oil palm) is the source of this 2412-nucleotide messenger RNA. Its product is annotated as G-type lectin S-receptor-like serine/threonine-protein kinase LECRK2. Gene Ontology annotation, biological process: protein phosphorylation. The record is from RefSeq and is a predicted model, not a curated record. Gene Ontology annotation, molecular function: protein serine/threonine kinase activity; ATP binding. Lineage: Eukaryota; Viridiplantae; Streptophyta; Magnoliopsida; Arecales; Arecaceae.
AUGGCUUCCUCUUCUCUUUUCCUCCAAUUCCUUGUUCCUCUCCUCCUGCCACUACUGUCAAUCACCCCUUCUUACGCUCAAAGUCACCGCGAUAUAAGCUUGGGCACCUCCCUAAUUAGCACCCUCGGUCAAAACACCUCCUGGCUCUCCCCCUCCGGCGAGUUUGCAUUUGGCUUUCAUCCCCUCGAAACUGACCGCAGCCUGUUUUUGCUUGCCAUCUGGUUCGAGAAGAUAGCACAGAAGACUGUAGUCUGGUAUGCAAAUGGAGGCAAACCGGUGCAGUAUGGGUCCAUGGUGGAGCUCACCGCCGACGGGCAGCUCCUGCUCAAGGACCACAACGGCCAGGAGCUGUGGAACGCCGGCAAGAAUGCCUCCUACGCUGCCAUGCUCGACACCGGUAACUUCGUGCUUGUCGGCACCCAUGCCUCUGUCGUUUGGCAGAGCUUCGACACUCCUACUGACACCAUUUUGCCCUCCCAAGUCCUGCAUCCGGGGACUGAGCUCCAUGCCCGUCUAACGGCCACCAACUACUCCAGUGGAAGGUUUGAGCUCAGGUUCGAAGACGAUGGCAAUCUGGUGUUGUAUACAGUGGCCGUUCCUUCUGGCAAUCAGUAUGAUCCUUACUGGACGAGUGAUACCAUCGGAAAUGGAUCGCAGCUCGUCUUCAAUGAGUCGGGUAGAAUCUACUUGGCCGAAAAGAAUGGUAGCAUAUCCAAUUUUACCUCCGGGUCGAUAGGCCCGAUGGAGGAUUUCUACCAGAGGGCGACUCUCGACUUCGACGGCGUCUUCAGGCAGUACGUCUACCCGAGGAAGGGGAUGAGGAGCGGGAGCUGGAACGAUGACUGGACUUCUGUGGAUGCCAAGCCUACAGACAUCUGCCAAGCAAUCGCUGCCAAGACCGGAAGCGGAGCUUGUGGGUACAACAGCUACUGCACAAUUGAUGAGAGGCAGCACGUCGACUGCGAGUGCCCACCCUCGUAUUCCUUCUUCGAUCCUAAUAGGACGUACAAGGGGUGUAUGCCGGAUUUCGCGGCCCAAAGUUGUGACGCAGAUGCGAAGGAGAUAGAGUCACUCUAUGGAUUCAAAGAGAUGAUCGGUUUGGAUUGGCCAUUAUCCGAUUACGAACAGCUCUACCCCAUAGAGGAGGACCAGUGCAGAAAGGAAUGCUUGAGUGAUUGUUUCUGUGUCGCUGCCACCUAUAAUAUUAAUGAUCGGAAUUGUUCCAAGAUGAAGGCCCCCCUAUCUAAUGGAAAGAAGGGCAGCUAUAUCCACACGAAGUCUCUCAUCAAAGUACCCAGAAGUACCCAGUCCCCACCUCCGAUUCCAACUGUAGUGAUUAAAGACAAAAACUCAUGGACAGGGAUUAGAUCGCUGCUUCUAGGGGGCUCGGCACUCAUAAAUAUUUUGCUCAUCGCUGCUGUUCUUCUUCUUGCCUUUUACUCCUACAAGAAAAGGAUUUACAGUCUUCAGCCAAAUUCGAGUGAAACAGGGACGGGUCUUCGUUCCUUCACUUACAGAGAGCUCCAAGAAGCCACCAAUAAUUUCAGCGAGCAACUGGAUUAUGGAGGUCUCGGAGGAGCUUACAAGGGCUGCUUGAGAGAUGAAGCUAGUACUUUUGUGGCAGUAAAAAGAGUUGGUGAUCUCUUGCCAGACUCGGAGGUGGAGUUCAUCAAUCUAAUUAAAGCCAUUGGCCAGGCCUCCCAUAAGAAUCUAGUCCGGUUGCUUGGGUUCUGCAAUGAAGGAACAGAGCGAUUUCUGGUAUACGAGUUCCUGAGCACUGGCCCACUGAAGAGCUUCCUCUUUAGAAGUAUCAGGCUAAAAUGGAACCAACGAGUCCAGGUUGCCUUGGGAAUUGCAAGAGGCCUCCUCUACUUGCAUGAAGAGUGCGGCACUCAAAUCAUCCACUGUGACAUACAGCCUCGAAACAUCCUCUUGGAUGACAACUUUGUUGCGAAGAUUUCCAACUUUGAAUUGGGAAAACUUCUAAGGGAAGAUCAGGCACGAGUAACCAUGGCGGUCAGAGGGACAGUAGGGUAUAUUGCACCGGAGUGGUUCCAGAACAUGGGGAUCACAGCCAAGGUGGAUGUGUAUAGCUUCGGUGUCACGUUGCUGGAGAUCAUAUGCUGCCGGAAAGUUUUGGAACCAGUGCUGGAGAACGAUGAGGCUGCAAGACUGACAGAUUGGGUUAAUAUUUGCUAUAGAAAUGGGAGGUUGGAUAUGGUGGUAGGAGGUGAUGAAGAGGUGCGCUUCGACAUGGGGAGGGUGGAGAGGUUCGUGGCAGUGGCCCUUUGGUGCGUCCAAGAGGAGCCAUCGCUGAGGCCAACGAUGUGGAAGGUGACCCAGAUGCUGGAUGGAGCGGCUACUGUCCCUGUGCCACCUGACCCUUCCUCCUACAUCAGUUCGAUCCAGUAA